CACACGUCGAGACCGCGAGCUGUGCCAGCGCCCCGCCGCAGCCGUCCCGGUCGCACAGGGCUUCGGUUCUGGAAGUUCACAUGGGAACCAGCAGCCGAGGAGAGGAAAAACCGCCUCCGUUUACGCCGGGCGGAGGGGAGCAGACCCCAUCUCCCGACGCGCGCAGCCCCCGCCGGCUGACGAGGAAGGAAAGCCUUCCAAACACGGACAAAAACAUCCCCAAAGAAAGGCAGAAAGCGGCAGCCCUGGUGGGGCCCAACCACAUCAGGCAGACGCCUUCCCCCUCGUUUUCCCUCCGCGACUCCUCCAAAAGCAGCGCCAGGGACCACCUGCCACCCGCCGCCUCUUGGGUGUUGUCUGGACACACGGAAGCUUUUCUUCGAAGCAUGGGAAAUGUAGUCUCCCUGCCGCAGGCUUUGAUUUCUUGGCGAACUACAUUUCCCAGAGAACGGCUCUGGCGGCAGGCGCUCGCGUCCCUUCGGCGGCCGGUCGCGGUCGCAGUCACGUCGCGGCAGCAGGAUGAGAGCAGACCAUGUUCUCUGCCAGGACGUUGUCAGGAGGUCACAGAGCCGUCAGACUCCAUCACUUCAGAUCCCAUGUUGUAUCCAGAACCUCUCCAAACUUGGCUUUCGUGCCAGCGUGUCUUCCCCCGGAUCCCGUGGAAGUCGCGGAGCUGCAGCACUUUGUUUCCCAGUCCAAGAAGCUGUUUGUAAUGACUGGAGCCGGCGUCUCGACUGAAUCGGGGAUCCCGGAUUACCGCUCCGAGGGUGUUGGGCUCUACGCCAGGACAGACAGGCGGCCCGUCCAGCACGCCGAGUUUGUCCGCAGCGCCAGCGCCCGGCAGCGGUACUGGGCAAGGAACUUUGUGGGCUGGCCCCAGUUCUCCUCCCACCAGCCAAACGCAGCACACCUGGCGCUGAGAGACUGGGAGAAGCUGGGGAAGCUGCACUGGCUGGUGACCCAGAACGUGGAUGCCCUGCACAGCAAAGCCGGGAGCCAGCGCAUGACAGAAUUGCACGGCUGCACGCACAGGGUUUUCUGCCUGGGCUGUGGAGACCAAACCUUGCGUUCUGAGCUUCAGGAGCACUUUGAAGCUUUGAAUCCUACCUGGAAAGCUGAAGCACUUGGCGUGGCUCCCGAUGGGGAUGUCUUCCUGACAGACGAGCAGGUGCGUACUUUCCGAGUGCCAGCCUGCAGUAAGUGCGGUGGAAUCCUGAAGCCUGAUGUGACGUUCUUCGGAGACACAGUGAGCCGGGACAAAGUGAAUUUCGUGCACCAGCGCCUGGCAGAAUCAGACUCCAUGCUGGUGGCAGGAUCCUCCAUGCAGGUAUACUCUGGUUACAGGUUUGCACUUGCUGCCCGGGAGAAGCAGCUGCCAAUUGUGAUACUGAACAUCGGGCCGACUCGGUUAGAUCACUUUGCAUCCCUGAAACUGAACUCCCGCUGUGGGGAGCUGCUGCCUUUGAUUGAUGCACACUGACCCAACAAGCUGAGGAUCGGUGGCUAUCAAGGAGUAAAAUUUUUACAAGGACCCAUCAUCUCAAAAGCAGAAGCACUUCAACCGAAGAGGCAGCUCUGAGACCCAGCGCAUAGCCCCCGAGGAGACCAGGAGAGGGCAGCAAGCCUCGCACAUGCCAACCUGACCAGUUUUCUGCACUGAAAUCAUCCCCACUUACCAGGGAACAGAGGGAUGAUGACAAAGCUUCUCAUUUUUUUCUUCCUUACCCUGCCAUUGUAAACAGUGCCUGUUCUUUGCAUUCACUGGGACAGGAUGAUCAGAAUUCUGUCCGGAACAAUACAUUUCUUAUAAUUGUCCCAAGAGAAGAAUGAGGGACAGAGAGUUUGAGUAACUUGAGGAGUUAGAAUAGCACAGGAGGGCCAUGUCACCACCCUGUCAGCCGGGGGGUCCACGGACACUAUCAGGCGACUGCAGAGCCUGCAGAGGGCAAAAGGAGGCAAGAGGACCUGCAGCUGGCUUUGACUUGUGAGGAGACUGUAAUAGAAAACAUGGUUCAAGAGAGAAGCUGAACAAGAACACUGCUCUUCUAAGAGAUGAUCAGAAAGCACAGAAUACAAGGCUGAUGUCUUCCAGCAAGGAAGAGAAGCACUUGUCCCCACUGUCAGUUGGCCAAUUAAGCUAGUUACUAUCUGAACCCUUCAAAAAUAAUAUAUUGUUGAGAUGCCAGAGGAGUUUCUCUUAGCUAAUCUGACCAGAGCUGCUUCUGGUGUGGCUGCUAUUUUCUGGAAUGCACUUUUGAAGAUGUUAUAUUAUUAAUGAAUAGUUCAAUGGUGAAAUAAAAUUGUUUACAAAACUGA
Dromaius novaehollandiae (emu) is the source of this 2316-nucleotide messenger RNA. It is a transcript of the gene SIRT4, whose product is annotated as sirtuin 4. The record is from RefSeq and is a predicted model, not a curated record. Gene Ontology annotation, cellular component: mitochondrial matrix; nucleus. The coding region runs from base 533 to 1480 and encodes 315 amino acids. The transcript has 6 exons. Gene Ontology annotation, molecular function: NAD+ binding; NAD-dependent protein lysine deacetylase activity. NCBI's taxonomy places the organism in Eukaryota, Metazoa, Chordata, Aves, Casuariiformes, Dromaiidae.